Molecule: messenger RNA, 906 nt
Organism: Suhomyces tanzawaensis NRRL Y-17324
Lineage: Eukaryota; Fungi; Ascomycota; Pichiomycetes; Serinales; Debaryomycetaceae
Product: protein disulfide isomerase
Exons: 1
Coding region: 1-906 (301 amino acids)
Biological process (GO): response to endoplasmic reticulum stress
Cellular component (GO): endoplasmic reticulum lumen
Molecular function (GO): protein-disulfide reductase activity; protein disulfide isomerase activity
Source: RefSeq, a predicted model, not a curated record
AUGAUCUUCAAGAACUUGCUCUUCUUCUUGCAUUUGUGGGUGCUAGCGGCUGCCAGGGCUCUGGGAGACGAAUAUGCCUCCGAUCCCAACAUUUACGAGCUUACCCCAUCCAAUUUUGACAAGGUGGUACAUUCCACCAACUACACCACAAUAGUCAAGUUCUACGCUCCAUGGUGUGGAUACUGCCAGCAGUUGAAGCCUGUGUACACCAGGUUGGCCAGAUUGAUGCAUAGGGACGGGCAGUAUGCCAUCAACGUUGCCUCGGUGAACUGUGACAAGGACUCGAAUAAGGCAUUGUGUGCCAAGUACCAGGUGCAAGGAUUCCCAACCUUGCUUGUAUUCAGACCUCCCAAGCAUGUCGAGGGAAAGAAACGGGCAGGCAAGCAUGCCACAGAGACCUACAAUGGCGAAAGAAACAUAAAGGCCAUGUCUUCGUUCCUCACCUCCAGACUCAAGAACUACGUGAAAAAGUUCCCAAACUUGAAGGGCGAUGUUUUGAAGCAGUGGUUCAAGAAGGACGGUCCUAAGUUGUUCUUGAUCUCCAAUAAUGCACAGAUCAGCCCCAUGCUCAAGUCUCUUGCCAUCGACUUCAUUGACACCGUCAACUUCGGCAUGACUUCUAUCAAGGGCAAAACCGUGAAGGAUGUCAUCGAAGUCAACGGUAAAGAGCUCGAGAUCGACACUGCAGUACCCGCGUUAUUCUACUACGACGAAGCCAAUAAUGCCUUGGUGAAGUACGACAAGACAGAGAAGUUGAACGACAAGAAAAGUAUCAGCCAAUGGAUCAUGGAUGUUACAGGCCACAUCCCAUUGGAAGGAUCAUUAUCCAAGAAGGAUAAGAGAUAUUACUCAUACUACAGGCUCAACAAGAAGGUGCCUAAAAAGAAGGAGUACGACGAGUUGUAA